UUUAGGGAUUUACUUCAACGAGAUUAUCCUGAAGUUUAUGAUUAUUUAAAGAAUGCUUUGAAAAUGUUACAACGCCAACAAGUUUUGCUGGCAAAAUUAAAGAACUCUAGUUUGAUGAAUUUAAAGUUUUUGGAUAUUUCAAAAUAGCCAUUUUUUAUAACAAAGUAAAAAUUAUUUAAACCUGUUGGGAACUUGUAUGUAACUUGUAACUAUAUGUAGCUUAAACAUACUAAAUAUUCUAUACAGUCAAUAAUGUUACAAAAAUUGAAGAGACUUUUGGUAAAACAAGAUGCAAAAAAUAAAAAAUAUACCAAAAAGUGAUAUUAGUGUCCAAACUGAAGAUUUUAAAGAGGGAAUAUUUGACACUUUAAAUAACAUUACUGAUUUUCAUGAUAAAGAAACUCAUGUUGAAAAAUUAAUGCCUGAUGUUAAAAUUGAGAUUGUGAAAGAUGAAAUCAUCGAAAAUAAACCAGUGGAAAUAAAGGAAGAAGGAGAAUGUAGUGAAGAUGAAGAAAAAUCUACAGAACAAAAUAAUUUUGGAAUAAAUCGUUUUUUGUUAGAGGAAACAACUGGAAUGUAUUAUGAUCAAGUUACUGGUUAUUAUUAUAAUCUAGAUAAUGGAUUAUUUUAUGAUGGUAACAAAGGAUGUUAUUAUUAUUUUGACAUAAUUGCACAAAAAUAUAGAUUGCAUUCACAAGUUCAUCCUGAUACUGAACAGUCAAAUAUAGCUAAAAAUGAAAGUUGUAAUCACUUAUCUGAAAUUGAUGAUAGUGAUUCUGAUAAUUCAGAAGAUAGUGGUAAUUUAGUUAUUAAAGAAGAAGUAGUAGUAUCAGAAGAGAUAGAACAUAAAACUGACGUUGAAAAUAAUGUGAGUGAAACUAAGUGUGAUGAAACUAAAGAAAUUGUUAAGCCAGAAAUUAAGGUAGAAAAUGUAAAUGAAAAAUCUGAAGAAUGUAUUUCUCCACCUUCAACUUGUGAAAUUUUAGAUAAAAGAUAUUUGAACUUAAUCCAGUACACCAAACUUUUACCUGCACCUAAGAAUAUUGUACAUAAAUUAACACCUGAUGGGAGUAAAGCAAAACAAUAUGCUCAAAUAAGAAAUUGGUAUACACUAAAGCAUCAACUGACUACUAUUGAAGCGGAAAUUGUUCAGUAUGAAAGCUAUAUUUGGGAGCGUAUUGAACAAUAUUUAUGUUUUAAUAAGAGAGAUGACAAAAAUUCUAAUUGGAAAUCAUAUAAAGAAGUAAAGGCACAGCUAUCUGAUACACAGACUAAACUAAUAAAAUCUAAAGUUGUUGGGUGGCCACCAUGUAUUCGUGUUAUAGUUACUGAAUCAAAAUCAUGUAAGCAGUUAAUUGGCCAACUAUUUUUAAUCACAUGUCCUGGCGGUUCAAUUGGUCGUUCAACCAAUAGAGAUAUUGUUAUACCAGAUGAUAAUGUCAGCAAGUUACAUGCCGAAAUAUCAUUUGUUGGUAAUGUUAAUAAAGUUGGCAGGGGACACUAUAUUAUAAAAGACAAAGGAAGUACAAAUGGUACCUAUUUGAAUGGUAAAAAAAUUCCAAGAAGUUCUUCUGGUGAACCAAAACAUUUAACACAUGGCAAUGAACUUGUUGUUGGUGAUACUAAAUUGUUAUGUCAUAUACAUGAUGGAUCUGAAACUUGUAAUUUAUGUGAGCCAGGAAUUCAAGCUAUUAUACUACCGGAAGAGAGCAUUAAAAGUGAUAUUUCUCAAAAACGAAAAUAUGAUGAAGAACUAAAAAGCUUAAAAGAAAAAUAUGGUUUGCUUGGAUGUGAACCACCUGAUGCUGUGUUACCUAAGGGAUAUAAAGACAGAGCUGAAAAAAGAAGAAAAACUGUUGGUUCUCAAAAUGCCAAUGAAAAAACAGAAGUAGCUUGUGUUUCUCAACCUAUACCAACUAAAAAUAAAGGUUUCAAAUUGUUGGAAAAUAUGGGAUGGACACCUGGUAAAUCUUUAGGAGCUAAUAAUUCUGGUAUUAAAGAACCUAUUGGGUUGGAUAUACGAGAUGAAAAAAUGGGUCUAGGAUUCCAAACAAAUGUUGCUCCUCUGGCUCAACCAAAUAUAAACAUUGCUAUUAAACCUUCGAAAAUUAAAUUUAAUUUUGGCAGUAAAACUAAUAUGCCUAUAAAAACAAACCGUAUACAUUUUGCUAAAGAUGCCUCAUCAGACGAAGAAAAAUAAAGUAUACUUUGUUUUACUAAUUUGGAAAUUUCAAUAAAUAAUAUAUUAUGUAUUUAUAAUCUAUAAAUCAAUAUGACUUAAUUCAAAUUUUAAUUACUUGUAAUGUUGUCAUUAGAUUAAAUUGUAGUUAUUAUAAUUACAUUUGUAUACAUCAUAAAAAUGUGUACAAUUAAAUUUUUUUAAAUAAUAAUUUUUAUUAAGAUUAUAUUAAUGAAUAGCUUUUUGACGAUAUCCAACAAUGGAUGUUGUAAA
This is a messenger RNA of Daktulosphaira vitifoliae (grape phylloxera), 2452 nucleotides long. Its product is annotated as angiogenic factor with G patch and FHA domains 1. The coding region runs from base 290 to 2200 and encodes 636 amino acids. The transcript is spliced from 13 exons. Gene Ontology annotation, molecular function: protein binding; nucleic acid binding. The record is from RefSeq and is a predicted model, not a curated record. NCBI's taxonomy places the organism in Eukaryota, Metazoa, Arthropoda, Insecta, Hemiptera, Phylloxeridae.